CAAAAACCCUUCCGUACCAACGCAUCUCAUGCUGCCACUGGGAGAUGAUAGUGAGAGGGUGUAUACACUCUACAUGUCCUUCAAACUCACCUCCACAAUGCCAAAAUGCAACCAACAAACCCUCCUCUCUUCACAAAUUCCCCUGAACCCAAAACCCACUUGUCCAUUUUCCAUCCCUCAAUUUAACGCCACCUAAAAGCAGCUCAUCAAUACCCAUUGAAGCUUAUUUAUGAUACAGCAAAUUAAAAGCCACCCUAGAGAAGAUCAAGAUCCAUCUCACCCUCCUUCCAAAUUCUCAUCAGCUUUUGCGGCAACACCACAAACCUAAAUACAAAUCCGACACAACAAGAGCGUCUCAAGAACCAUGAUGUCUGCUUAUGGUGUAACAUUUUCUCUCAUAUUGCUCCUCUUUUUAGCCAAUAUGGUCAAAUACAAUGAGGCAAGAGUAGCCCAAGCAAAUGGGACGGAGGCUGAGAUGGUGCCUUUGAUGGAGGAAGGGAAGAUGAAGAAGAUGAUGAUGGUGAUGAAUGAGAGCAGGAGGAGGCUGGGAAGCUUCCAGAUAUGUGCACUGUGCACUUGCUGUGGUGGGGCCAAAGGCCUCUGCUUGCCAUCUCCUUGUUGCUAUGCCAUCAAUUGCAACAUUCCCAAUAGGCCUUUUGGCUUCUGUUCUUUCACUCCCAAGACCUGUAAUUGCUUUGGAUGCCAUCUCUGACUCUCUCUCUCUCUCUCUCUCUAUAAUUUAAAAUUUACAUUUGUUUAAAUUACGGGUCAAGUUGAUGCUGUUGGGAAGAAUAUCUGUUCUUCAUUUGUUUGUCUAUAAUUUUUUAGUACUGGGGUUUGGCUAUAUCCAGGUUAGAUUCUUGCUAGUUCUAGUGGGAUUUGUCAAUCUUUUGUCAGGAAGCAGCAAUGCCUGAAGAUAGCACUCUGCAUUUUUAGUAUUUGAGGAAACAUUAGCGGAGCUAUUGGGGUUUAUGGUCAUUUUUGUUAUUUAUUAAAGAAUAUAUUAAUGUAAGUGCUCAGUAGGGCUGGUUUAAGACAAGAUGUAAGUUUUGUCCGUUAUUUUAUAGUACUUUGUACUGCUUUGUUAUUAUACUAGUGGGUGUAAUACAUAGUGCAACAUGCAGGGCAAUUUUUAAAUCAAAUAUGCUUAGUGUUAGUUCCACCAAUGUUUUGCUUCUUCCACU
Corylus avellana is the source of this 1184-nucleotide messenger RNA. Its product is annotated as ubiquitin carboxyl-terminal hydrolase. NCBI's taxonomy places the organism in Eukaryota, Viridiplantae, Streptophyta, Magnoliopsida, Fagales, Betulaceae. The record is from RefSeq and is a predicted model, not a curated record.